Macroventuria anomochaeta is the source of this 4788-nucleotide messenger RNA. Its product is annotated as multidrug resistance-associated protein 1. Gene Ontology annotation, biological process: transmembrane transport. Gene Ontology annotation, molecular function: ABC-type transporter activity; ATP binding; ATP hydrolysis activity. The transcript is spliced from 8 exons. Gene Ontology annotation, cellular component: membrane. NCBI's taxonomy places the organism in Eukaryota, Fungi, Ascomycota, Dothideomycetes, Pleosporales, Didymellaceae. The record is from RefSeq and is a predicted model, not a curated record. Bases 91 to 4713 code for a protein of 1540 amino acids.
GCGUCGACGAUUCUUUUUGUACGCCGCCCAAACCCGCCCAGCCUGUGACUCUGCGACACAGAGCCUGGCCGCGCGCACACGACACACUCAAUGCAGGGACAGCAAAUCCCCUUCCUGCCCUCCUCCCCGCUCGAGCACGGCACCGGUGUCAGCUACGGUUAUCUCCAGGCAUCGAAGCACAAUCGCCAGCCACUAUGCGGUAACGGCGAAGGCUGGGGCCCAAUCAGCCCGAUCCGGUUCGACUUCACGCCAUGUUUCCUCGAUGUGUGGAUUAUGGUGGUUGCCGUGUGGGGAAUUGUAGGAGGAGCAGGCGCGUUGUGGUAUCUGUAUAGGAAAUGCACGCCGCAGCCUGUCAAGCAGAACUGGCACUUUUACGCCAAAUUGAUUACCCUUGGAGCCCUCAUCACCACAACUGCCGUUCAAGCCGCCCUCCAGAUUGAGUACUUCACAGGCAUCUGGGCUGGGGAUUUCCGCUUUUGGACCACCGCCGUCACCAUUGCCUCGCUCUUCGUCAUCUUUUACAUCCAGUACAUCGAGCACUGGCGCUCGCGCAAUGCCAACGGUGUCGUUCUCUUCUACUGGCUGCUCUUCCUCAUCGCAAACGGUGUAAAGCUUCGCUCGCUCGUCUCUCAGCAGCUUUACAAGGAGCAUGUGGCGUACUUCGCAGUUUUCACUGCCAGCGUAGGAUUGGCUGCGAUUGAGUUUGCGCUGGAGUGGCUGGUGCAGAAGCGGCUGAGCGACUAUGACGCGCUGGGUGACGACGAUGAAUGCCCUUACGAAUACGCCGAUGUCUUCUCGGUCCUCACAUUCGGUUGGAUGACGCCCAUGAUGAAGCGCGGUUACAAGCACUUCCUCACCCAGGAUGAUCUAUGGAACCUGCGAAAACGCGACUCCACCAAGCAUACCGCUGAGGUAUUUGAGGAGAACUGGGGGUAUGAGGUGGAGCACAAGAAGAGUCCUUCGCUAUGGAUGGCGCUGUUCCGCUCUUUUGGGGGCCCAUACUUCCGCGGUGCAUGCAUCAAGACUGUCAGCGACUGCUUGAAUUUCGCCCAGCCACAGCUGUUGAGACUUCUGAUCACCUUCGUUAAAUCGUACGAGACAGAUCACCCGCAGCCUGUUGCACGAGGCGCAGCCAUCGCCCUCAGCAUGUUCGCCGUAUCUGUCUCGCAGACCGCCGCUCUCCACCAGUACUUCCAGCGAUCGUUCGAGACUGGUAUGCGCAUCAAGUCUUGCCUGACCGCUGCCAUUUACUCCAAAUCCACGCGUCUCUCCAACGAGGGUCGAGCCACCAAGUCGACCGGUGACAUCGUCAACUACAUGGCUGUCGACACGCAGCGUCUGCAAGAUCUUGCCCAGUACGGACAGCAGCUGUGGUCCGCCCCUUUCCAGAUUGUCCUCUGCAUGCUUUCAUUGUACCAGCUUCUCGGCCCAGCGUGCUUUGCGGGAGUAGCAGUCAUGAUCAUCAUGAUUCCCAUCAACGGUGUCAUCGCACGUCUGAUGAAGACAUUGCAGAAGGAACAGAUGAAGAACAAGGACGCGCGUACCAAGCUGAUCUCUGAGAUUCUCAAUAACAUGAAGUCAAUCAAGCUCUACGCCUGGACAACCGCUUUCGCCAGUCGCCUGAAUCACAUCCGAAACGACCAGGAACUUAGGACUUUGCGCAAAAUCGGUGCUACUCAGGCUUUCUCCACCUUCACGUGGUCGACUACCCCAUUCCUAGUUUCUUGCUCGACCUUCGGCGUGUUUGUCUGGACCCAGGACCGUCCCCUGACCACCGACAUUGUUUUUCCCGCCCUGACGCUCUUCAAUCUCCUCACCUUCCCGCUCGCCAUCCUGCCCAUGGUCAUCACUGCGAUCGUCGAAGCCAGUGUCGCCGUCAGCCGUCUCACCAGCUAUCUGACUGCUGAUGAGCUUCAAGCCGAUGCCGUUCGUCGCGAGCCCGCUGUUGAAGAGACCGGUGAAGAAUCAGUUCGCAUCAGGGAUGCAAGCUUCACCUGGGACAAGAACGCCGAACGUCGCACUCUUGAACAGAUCAACUUUACCGCACACAAGGGCGAUCUUGCGUGCAUCGUUGGUCGCGUCGGAUCUGGAAAGUCGUCGCUUCUACAAGCAGUGCUCGGUGACCUAUGGAAGAUCAAUGGUGAGGUGGUCCUUCACGGAAAGUCAGCCUAUGUACCCCAGCAAGCUUGGGUAAUGAACGCCUCUGUACGUGAGAACAUCGUCUUCGGUCAUCGCUGGGACCCUCAAUUCUAUGAAAAGACUGUUGCUGCCUGCGCUCUGCGUGACGACUUCGCUCAGCUCCCUGAUGGCGAUCAGACGGAAGUUGGUGAGCGCGGUAUCUCUCUGUCAGGUGGGCAGAAGGCCCGUCUCACCCUUGCGCGUGCUGUGUAUGCUCGCGCUGAUGUCUAUUUGCUCGACGACUGUCUGUCCGCUGUUGACCAGCAUGUUGGGCGACACUUGAUCAACAAUGUCCUCGGGCCCAACGGUCUACUGGCUGGUAAGACAAGGAUUCUGGCUACCAACUCCAUUCCUGUCUUAGUGGAAGCCGACAUGAUCCUGCUCCUGCGUGAGGGUAAGAUCCUUGAAAGGGGCAGCUACACUCAGCUCAUGGCAAUGAAGGGCGAGAUUGCGAGCUUGAUCAAAACGUCGCAGAACGAAGACCAGAACGAGGACAGCGCUCCAUCUGAUAGUGUCGUGAGUGACGAAGACUCCACGGUCUACGGCGCUAGUCCGGCUUCGGAUGAUGACCAGGAACGGGAAGAAGCUGAGGCUGCUCAGGAAGGCGCAUCCCAUCUCGCUCCUCUCCGAACCGGCAACGGUACCGCCCGCAAACACAGCUUUGCAACCCUUCGUCGAGCCAGCACUGCCAGUUUCAAGGGUCUACGUGGCAAGACGACUGACGAAGAGAAUGGUCUCAAGAGCAAACAAACGAAAGAAUUCUCGGAACAGGGCAAGGUCAAGUGGUCGGUGUAUGGCGAGUAUGCAAAGACCAGCAACCUAGUUGCAGUCGCCAUCUACCUAGCACUCCUUGCCGGCGCUCAGGUGGCAUCCAUCGGUGCAAGUGUCUGGCUCAAGCAGUGGUCAGAGAUGAAUCAGCAAUACGGCGGCAACCCACAUGUGGGCAAGUACAUCGGCAUAUACUUUGCAUUUGGUGUGGGAUCUGCAGCUCUCGUGGUCGUGCAGACACUCAUCCUCUGGAUUUUCUGCUCAAUCGAGGCCAGUCGCAAAUUGCAUGAGCGGAUGGCGUUUGCCAUUUUCCGCUCUCCAAUGAGCUUCUUCGAGACAACACCGGCAGGACGCAUCCUCAACCGGUUCUCCAGUGAUAUCUACAAGGUUGAUGAAGUGCUAGCGCGAACAUUCAACAUGCUGUUUGUCAAUUCAGCCAGAGCUAUAUUCACCCUGGUCGUGAUCUCCGCAGGAACCCCUAUGUUCGUCACCCUCAUCUUGCCGCUUGGUGCGCUGUAUUUGUACAUUCAGCGUUACUACCUGCGCACCUCGCGAGAGCUCAAGCGCCUUGACAGCGUUAGCCGUAGUCCCAUCUAUGCGCACUUCCAGGAGUCGCUCAGUGGUAUGAGCACUAUCCGUGCGUACAGCCAGCAGAAUCGCUUCGAGCUAGAGAAUGAGUGGCGAGUGGAUGCAAACCUGAGGGCAUACUACCCAUCCAUCAGUGCCAAUAGAUGGCUAGCUGUGCGCCUGGAAUUUCUAGGAUCCGUGAUCAUUUUGGCCGCCGCGGGGUUCGCCAUUAUCUCUGUUGCGAGCCACAGCGGUCUCAAGGCCGGUAUGGUCGGUCUGUCAAUGUCCUACGCCCUUCAGAUUACCCAGUCCCUCAACUGGAUCGUCAGACAGACCGUUGAAGUGGAGACUAACAUUGUCUCUGUGGAACGUGUGCUUGAGUACGCCGCCUUGCCGAGCGAGGCGCCAGAGGUCAUCUCCAAGAACCGGCCACCAAUCAGCUGGCCCUCGCAGGGCGCUGUCUCCUUCAACAACUACAGCACCCGAUAUCGGCCAGGCCUCGAUUUGGUACUCAAAAACAUCAACAUGCAGAUCAAGCCAAAUGAAAAGAUCGGUGUCGUCGGUCGCACAGGUGCUGGCAAGAGUUCACUCACGCUUGCGCUGUUCCGCAUCAUCGAGCCGUCAGAGGGUCAUGUGAGUAUCGACAACCUGAACACCAGUACAAUUGGGCUUCUCGACUUGCGCAGACGACUGGCUAUCAUUCCCCAAGACGCAGCGCUCUUCGAGGGCACUGUACGUGACAACCUUGAUCCGGGUCAUGUUCACGAUGACACAGAGCUGUGGAGUGCACUAGAGCAUGCUCGUCUUAAGGAGCAUAUCGCCAGUAUGCAGGGCAAGCUGGAUGCGCGAAUUUACGAGGGAGGGUCCAACCUCAGCGCUGGCCAGCGUCAGCUUGUCUCCUUAGCGCGUGCCCUCCUCGCACCCAGCAACAUUCUCGUCCUGGACGAAGCUACUGCCGCCGUCGAUGUAGAAACCGAUGCCAUGCUGCAAACCACUCUCAGGUCCAGCAUGUUCAAGAACAAGACUAUCAUCACCAUUGCGCACCGCAUCAACACCAUUCUCGACAGCGAUCGCAUUAUUGUGCUGGACAGGGGCACAGUGGCCGAGUUCGACACCCCGGCGGAACUCGUACGGAGGAAGGGGUUGUUCUACGAGUUGGUCAAGGAAGCGAAUCUACUCAACAGCAUUGAGGGGAAUUAGGUGUAGAACUGUAAAAAGUAGCAACAUGGUGAUCUGGUGUAGAUGAAAAGUAGUAAAUUGUAAUCCUCACAUACC